Messenger RNA from Frankliniella occidentalis (western flower thrips), 3590 nucleotides. Its product is annotated as protein O-mannosyl-transferase TMTC2-like. The record is from RefSeq and is a predicted model, not a curated record. The transcript is spliced from 10 exons. Gene Ontology annotation, cellular component: endoplasmic reticulum membrane. Gene Ontology annotation, molecular function: mannosyltransferase activity; protein binding. Gene Ontology annotation, biological process: protein O-linked glycosylation via mannose. The coding region runs from base 518 to 2809 and encodes 763 amino acids. NCBI's taxonomy places the organism in Eukaryota, Metazoa, Arthropoda, Insecta, Thysanoptera, Thripidae.
UCCCACGUGCUGCUGUUGUUGAAGUCUUUGUUGUCGGCACCCGUCGCAGCUCAUCGUUUCGGGAUAUCAGUGAUGUUCCACAAUGUGUUGAGUGUGCUGUGACUUCGUAUAUGGUUUUUGAAAUUCGGUCAGACGAGUGACGAGUAGAACGACUCAGUGAUCAGGCCAGAUGAUACCGGGCCUCUGGACGGCCUCGCUCGCCUCCUGUACCAGUGCAGCUGUAUGUGCAUCGUGUGCAUCGUCCUCAAUUGGAUUUAACAACCGCCCACUGCAACAAAACCUUUAGGGUGAGGGGCGAGCGCGCGGACCCCCGCGACCCGGGCGGUUGCUCAAGGUCGUGCUCGAGGCAGUGUUCGAGGCCGAACCCGAGGCCGGCGUCGUCCCCUUAAGGCGAAGGCCCUGCGAACUGCAGACCAGACCACCUGUUGACGGGGUUGACGGUGGCGUUCGCUCUACCGAGCUGCCCGCCCUGCCACGCCCCGCCCCGCUCGCGAGCAGGACCCGCAGCACCCGCAGGAUGAGGCUGCCGGGCCCCGUGGCCCUCGUGGCCCGGGCCGACGUCGGGGUCGGCGUCCUGGCAUUCCUGCUGUACGCCAACACCCUGGGCGCCGGAUUCGUCUACGAUGACAGCCGGGCGGUGCUGCGCAACCCCGACGUGACGGGGUCCUCGCCGUGGCUGUCGGCGUUCGCCAACGACUUCUGGGGGACGCCGCUGACGCAGUCCGGGUCGCACGGCUCCUACCGGCCGCUCACCGUGCUGUCGCUCCGGCUCAACGCCCUGCUGGCCGGCGGCGCGCCCCUCCAGGACGGCGCCUGGGGCUUCCACCUCGGUAACGUCCUCCUCCACGUGAUGGCCUCGCUCCUGGUGCUGCAGCUGGGCCGGCGCCUGCUCACUUCGCCCUGGGCCGCCACCGUGGCGGCGCUGCUGUUCGCCGCGCACCCCGUGCACUGCGAGGCGGUGGCGGGCGUGGUGGGCCGCGCCGACCUGCUUUGCGCCGUGUUCUUCCUGCUGUCGCUGCUGGCCUACCUGCGCUACGUGGACUGGCGCGAGCUGCACCGCUGCCCGCACCCCGCGUCCCGCGGCUCGGUCCGGCCGCCGCCCUCCAGGGACCUCAUUAACGUGGCGCUGGACCGCCUCCUGCACCCGCAGCAGCCCAAGGAGGUCGCGUCCGCGUCCUGCGCCCGCUGCAGCGGCCGAGGCGGGGCGCUGCUGGGAGCCUCGCUGCUGGCCGCCGUCCUGGCCACGCUGAGCAAGGAGCCCGGCGUCACCGUGCUGGGCGUGUGCUUCGUCUACGAGGCCCUCGUCCAGGUGCGGCGCGGCCGGCGGCGCGCCGAACCCGUCCGGCUGGCCGUCCUGGCGGCGGCCGCCGCGGCCCUCGUCGCCAGCCGUCUGUGGGCCAUGGGGCUGCGAGCGCCCAGCUUCGCCGCCGCUGACAACCCCGCGGCGCACAGCCCCUCCGUGCUCACCAGGACGCUCACCUUCCUGCACCUGCCCGUCGUCAACGCCUUGCUACUGCUGUGGCCGCGCCACCUCAGCUUCGACUGGUCCAUGGACGCUGUCCCGCGCGUCGCCUCGGUAUCCGACCCCCGCAACGCGCUCACACUCGUGCUGUACGCCGCGCUGUGGCGGUGCGCGCGCGGGGCGUGGCGGUCGCUGCGGGUGCGGCACGACCCUCUCGACGGCGGCCUCGCGGGGCGAAGCAGGAACCACGGACCGCGGCCCCGCCGGCGGCUCCCGUGCCCAGCGUGCGACCCGGACGCCAACAACAACCACCCCAAGGUGGGCGCCCGCCCAUGCCGCUGCCGGAGGCCGUCGCUUAGGCUCACGGUAUCGGUGGCGGAGGCCGUGCUGGCGGCCCUGGCGCUGCUCGUGCUGCCGCUGCUGCCGGCCUCCAACCUCUUCUUCUACGUCGGCUUCGUCGUGGCCGAGCGCGUCCUCUACCUACCGAGCAUCGGGUUCUGCCUCCUCGUGGCCCUGGGGGCAAGGCGACUCCUCGACGCGCACCCCAACGCGCUCAAGAGUGCCGUUUGCAUCACGCUGCUCGGACUCUCCGCCAGGACCGUCUUGCGGAACCUGGACUGGCAAGAUGAAGUGUCCCUGUACCGGUCUGCCGUCGCCGUCAACCCCCCGAAAGCUUACGGCAACCUGGGCUCGGUGCUGAGCGGGCUCAACAAGCUCACCGAGGCGGAGCACGCGUACCGCAUGGCGCUCAAGCACAGACCCAACAUGGCAGAGGUGCACUACAACCUAGGCAACCUGCUGGCCGCGUCCGAGAAGUACGAGGCCUCCGCGGAGAGCUACAGACGCGCCAUCAAAUACCGCCCCACCCUGGCCCUGGCCUACGUCAACCUGGGCCACAUCCUGGCCAAGCAGGGCCGCGUGCAGGACGCCGGCCAGGUGUUCCGGGAGUGCGCGCUCAUCCCGGCGACGGGGCUCAAGGACCCGGUGGCGCACGAGUCGGCGAGGACCUCGGCGCUGCUGCACCUGGCGCACCUGGAGGUGGGCGUCGGCCGGCUGGCCGAGGCCAAGCAGGCCCUCGACAUGGCCCUGAGGAUCAAGCCGGCCCAGUACGAGUCCAGGCCAAUUUUAAAGCUGAUGGCGGAGGUCGACGGCCACCUCAAGGCCAACCAGACGACUGCUCGCAGGGUCGUCAAGCAGGUCCUCGUGGAGGGAGGUGAGGUCCUCGAGCAGGCCGCGCGCGUCCCGACGACCUUGGGCACGACCGCCAACACGGACGCUGCGGCCACUCCGCUCAACGAGAGCCGCUGCGCUACUACCGACAGCCGCAGACUGCUGAGCCACUCGUGAAUCGACUCCGCGACUGGUCAUAGGUGUCUUCCAGUCAGACUGAUGUACAGAAUAUUGUUGUUUAUUAUUACGAUUCUAUAUGGCCUUGAUAUUGCUUGUUUUCGUUACUACCAAACUCUUAAAGAGCUGGAUAUUUUUGUUGUUUUCUUAUUAUGCUGUUACCAAAGAAUGACCUAGAUAGGGCAAGAGUCGAGGGAGAAAACGAUCGGUAACGUCCGCCUUGGCGCCAAAGUUGACCUACUUUUUUGUAUAUACAAUUUUCAAGUCAAUUUUAUAUUGUGACUCAAUCUAAAAUUCCGAGUUAAAAUCUUGGUCACAAUUCAUCAAGUUGAAUCAAAUGAAAAACAGAAAAACACGUAAGAGAUAGCGUCAAGGCGCACGUUACCGCUCCCGCUUCUUAUAAAAUAAUAUGUAUGAAAUCUACAUAUCUGUAAGCUUCUGUUAAAAACGAAAAGUGAUGAACGCUUCCUGAUGUUCGGACCAACGCUGAGAACUGUGCUGCAGCUUUCCAUGCCAAAAUUCUGGAGUUCCAUUACAAACGCCAAUUUGUGGCUUCUAGGUAUUCCAAAUUUUGACAUGCAAAGUGACUUCAAAGUUUUCAGGGAAAAAGAGUUAUUAUAGUGGACAUGGAAAUGAAACGUUAAGAUAUUUGUGAUCACUACCUAUAUUGUAAAAUAAGCGAAUGUGUAAUUAUUCAAUGUUGCUGUACCGAAAUGAAAAAUAUUGGUACUUAUUUUUUAUUAAUGUCAGGAAACCAUUAAACUGACUUAUUUAUCUAAAA